Adelges cooleyi (spruce gall adelgid) is the source of this 1384-nucleotide messenger RNA. Its product is annotated as serine/threonine-protein phosphatase CPPED1-like. The transcript is spliced from 6 exons. NCBI's taxonomy places the organism in Eukaryota, Metazoa, Arthropoda, Insecta, Hemiptera, Adelgidae. Gene Ontology annotation, molecular function: hydrolase activity. The coding region runs from base 405 to 1307 and encodes 300 amino acids. The record is from RefSeq and is a predicted model, not a curated record.
CUGUACUAAAAUAAACAAGGAAUAUGGGCACCAUAGUAAAUACCGUACACUGUCACAAGAGGUAUUUACAGACCAUUAUAGGGCAAAGAAAUAGCAUAAUACUGGGUAAUAAAACCGACGAUGGUCACUUGUCAACUAGUUAUUAUCUUAUCUAAAAUAAUUGUAAUACCUACUGUAUAUUAUUGAGUACAACUCGCAGCAAUCGAACCGUCGCUGAACACAAGAAUAUUGUAUGGAAUUAUUUUUACCAACAAGUACAACAUUUUUACAAAGACCUUCGAAUAGUCAGUGUCUAUUUGUAAGUCGAUCCACGCUUUUGGAUCCACCUCUUUUUUUUGUUCUUAAAUAUUGCCCCUACCUAUAGAAGUCUUCUUAAAAACAGUCCACGUGCCAAAUCAGAUAAAAUGACAGACAACAAAGUUCAACCGUGGAAAACGCAUACUAUUUCGGAAAGUAUUGGCUACGGCAAAUUAAGAGACAACCAAAACUGGUCGAGCAGUUAUUGUUUUGUGGUCGGCUCUGAUCCUCAGUUUGGUUAUUGCACCGACUGCAAACCUCGGCCUCCCACGUGCUGGCACCAAGAAAUGAAUAGAUCCAUGAAGGCUGUGGAGAAAAUCAACGCUUUAAGGCCCAGGCCUCAGUUUGUAGUGAUUUGCGGUGAUCUGGUGCACGCCAUGCCCAGUAAAGACGAAAAAACGAAUAAAUUACAAGUGCAAGAUUUUAAAAAGGUGUACGAUAAGUUACACCGGUCUAUAUCUCUUGUGUGCGUUUGCGGCAAUCACGAUGUAGGCAAUGAAGCAGACGAACAAUCUAUUGAUAUGUAUCGUGACGAAUUUGGCCAAGAUUAUUUUUCGUAUUGGUGUGGUGGUGUACGGUUUUUAGUGCUGAACACUCAGUAUUACAAAAAGAACACAGUACAGGAAAAGGCAAAGGAACAACAACAAUGGCUGGAAGGACAGCUGGCCAAACACAAAGGACAACGAAUUGUUGUAUUCCAACAUAUAGCGUGGUUCGCACUGAAAAUCGACGAAGACGAGACAGAUUAUAAUCUUGGUAAACAAUUAAGAAUGGAGAUGCUCGAAAAAUUCGCCAAAGCUGGCGUCACUCAUAUAUUUUAUGGACACAUUCAUAGAAACCACGAAACGUCCUAUAAAGGCAUGGACAUGAUCACUACUAAUGCCAUUGGUAAUCCGCUCGGAGAAAACCCUGACCCGCCCGGUUUGAGACUGGUAAAAGUUUAUGAAAAUAACUUGACACAUCAAUACUAUUCUUUAGAAGAAUUUCCUUGUUGUGUCGAUUUAAAUUAGUCAGAUUAUAUACAUAUUAAGAUAAUUGUGAUAUAACUUUAAAAAUAAAUAAUACUACACGAUUAUUAAAUAUUAUG